AAUAGUCAUGGAAUCUAAUAAGAGGAAUAGUGUUAAUAAUAAUAGCCAGAACUACCAACAAGAACAAUUUCAAUUUGAAGAGGAACAUGAACAGGAACAAGAUCAAGAAGCAGCAUGUUAUGAAGAAGAAGAAGAAGAAGAAGAGGAAGAUCAAGAUGAUGAAAAAAAUAAUGAGAUCCUCAAGAGAAGAAUCUCUAAUCACCCUCUCUAUGGACUCUUGGUUGAAGCUCACUUGGAGUGUUUGAAGGUUGGUGACAUAUCGAACUUGGACAGACAGCUGAAGAUAGAUCCAAUACAAGCAAUGAAGCAACAAAACUUGAACAUGUUCAGCCAAUCAGAGCUUGAUAUCUUCAUGGAAGCAUAUUGCAUGGCACUUGGGAAGCUGAAAAAAGCAAUGGAGGAACCGCAACAGAAGUCAAUGGCUUUCAUAAACAACAUGCAUUCACAACUCAGGGAGCUGACCACCAAGGCCACCGCCAUGCCUCCUCCUUCUGAAGCUUCUGGUGCUUCUUCAAGUAGUGACUGCAAGUUCAGAAGAAACCCUAAUAUCUAGACAUGUUUAUAACUUUAAUUAAUUUCUCAGCCUUGUGCGUGUGCCACCACUGUAAUAUUUCUAAA
Molecule: messenger RNA, 618 nt
Organism: Arachis duranensis
Lineage: Eukaryota; Viridiplantae; Streptophyta; Magnoliopsida; Fabales; Fabaceae
Product: homeobox protein knotted-1-like 1
Exons: 3
Coding region: 8-553 (181 amino acids)
Cellular component (GO): nucleus
Molecular function (GO): DNA binding
Source: RefSeq, a predicted model, not a curated record